This is a messenger RNA of Blepharisma stoltei, 1416 nucleotides long. Lineage: Eukaryota; Ciliophora; Heterotrichea; Heterotrichida; Blepharismidae. The record is from the annotation of a GenBank genome assembly.
AUGUGGAUAUAUCUAUUAGGGAUUUUAUCAAAUUAUUUAAUAGCUUGAGGUUAUGAAGAAGCAAUAGGAAAUCAACACAGUUGUGAAAUAAUUAAUGAAUUUGUGAAUAAAAAAGAUCAAUUUCAGUGCAGUUUAGAUGAAUAUGAUAUAUUUUCUGAAGCUUUAAAUAAAGCAGCCACCAAAAGGAAAAUUGGAAUAAUUGGAUGUUUUGGCACUGAUCACGUUAUUCCUACAAUAGAUAUAGCUAAAUGGCUUGUAUUAAGAGGCCAUGACGUUGUAUUUUACGGUCCAUUACACAUGCAAAAAAAAAUUGAACUCUCAGGAGCAAAAUUCGUCCCAUACCCAGAACAAAAUAUAACAUUUAAAAAUAAUCGUGAAAAGGAGGAAAUGGAGCAAAAAAUUAUAGCAUACGGCGCAAUUGUUAAAGUUGAUUACUUUAUCAAUAAUAAUCUACCUUGAUUUUUAGAGAGCUGUGAAAAAGAAAAUUUCGAUGGGAUUAUUUUUCAUCAUUUUGCAAUAUUUGGGUUUGCUGUAGCUAAAUACUUAAAUCUGCCAAACCUCUGCUUAACUUGUGGAGCUGUGCCGCCUGAAAGAGAAAAAAUCGGGGAUGAUUAUCCUAAAAAUUGGAAAAAAAGAAAAAUCGAUUUUUCAGCUGAAGUCCAGAAGCAAGUUCCUUAUAUUGGGGAAAUAUCGAAAAAAGUCCAUUCAUGCAGCAAUGUUGGCAAAGUUUUAAUGGUGACUCCUAAAAAAUUUGUCGAAGCAAUUGCGAAUCGAACUAUUAAAGAGUCUUAUCGAUAUAUACAUUUAAGCUCAAUUAUGUCAAAAAAUUCUCAUGAUUAUGUACCAGAACUGAAAGAAAAUAGCUUGAUUUAUUUUGCAUUUGGAACAAUUUUUACUCGGUAUAGCCAAGAUAUAUAUGAUUCUGUCGCUAAAUUUUUUUGUGGAACUAAAUAUGAACUUAUUAUGACAACAGGAGGAAAUGAAGAACUUUAUCAAUAUUUGUUGCCAAAAUAUAGCAACUGUAGCAAUAUAAGUAUUAAUUUAUAUGUAAAUCAGAUGGAGGUUCUUAGAAGAACAGCGAUUUUUAUAAAUCAUGCAGGGUUUAAUAGUGUUCAGGAAGCAAUUCCACUUAUAAUUCCAAUGAUAGUAAUCCCACAAGGAGCUGAUCAGUAUGCUAUUGCCAGAUGCAUACACAGUUUAAAAAUUGGAAUUAAUUUUAGGGAUUUAAAAUGAACUAUUACCCAAAACUUGAGGUAUGCUCUUAAUGAAAUAGAAAAAAACUUUACUAAUUAUAAAGAAAAUAUAAAGAAAGUACUUAAAACGCAUUUUGAUGGUGAAAAGCUUGAAGAUUCUAUCAUAAAAGUUGAAAAUUAUUUGUUUAAUUCAACAAGAAUUAAUAAAAAACUCAUGUUUUAG